Molecule: messenger RNA, 1563 nt
Organism: Cyanistes caeruleus (blue tit)
Lineage: Eukaryota; Metazoa; Chordata; Aves; Passeriformes; Paridae
Gene: TMLHE
Product: trimethyllysine hydroxylase, epsilon
Biological process (GO): carnitine biosynthetic process
Cellular component (GO): mitochondrion
Molecular function (GO): trimethyllysine dioxygenase activity; iron ion binding
Source: RefSeq, a predicted model, not a curated record
UGUGCGGGAUUCCCUCCGGUACAGCCCCCACUGAUCCAUCCCAUCCCGGAGUGUGCGGGAUUCCCUCCGGUACAGCCCCCACUGAUCCAUCCCAUCCGGGAGUGUGCGGGAUUCCCUCCGGUACAGCCCCCACUGAUCCAUCCCGGAGCGUGCGGGAUUCCCUCCGGGCUGUGUCCUGCUGGGCUUUAGCACCGAGUAUCACCUCCAGGUCACCUCGUUCCCUCCCUCCUGAGUGCCAGGAUGUGGUGCCAGAGGCUGGCCUGGCUGCUCCGGGGGCGGCGUGGGAGCACCGGGCACCGCUGGCCGUGGCUGCCCCGGGCCCCUGGAGCCGUCCUGGCUGUCCCAGGGCGCUGCCUCCCCACGGCCCCAGCGUCCCCUCCCUGUGCCUGGCAGCUGCACCGCGACCAUCUCGAGCUGAGGUACGGGAGCACGGUGAUGCGCCUGGAUUUCGUGUGGCUGCGGGACCACUGCCGCUCUGCCUCCUGCUACAACGCCAAGACCAACCAGCGCAGCCUGGACACGGCCAGCGUGGACCUGGCCAUCCAGCCCCAGGCUGUGCGGGUGGACGAGGCCACGCUGUUCCUCACCUGGCCCGAUGGACACGUCACACGCUAUGGGCUGGAGUGGCUGGCGAGGAACAGCUACGAGGGGCAGAAGCAGCAGGUGAUGCACCCCCGGAUCCUCUGGAAUGCUGAGAUCUACCGGCAAGCCCAGGUCCCCUCCAUCGACUGCCGGAGCUUCCUGGAGACAGACGAGGGUCUGAGGGAAUUCCUGCAGAACUUCUUGUUGUACGGGAUCGCCUUCGUGGAGAACGUCACUCCCACCAAGGAGGACACGGAAAUCCUGGCAGAGAGGAUCAGCAUCAUCAGGGAGACCAUCUAUGGCAGGAUGUGGUACUUCACCUCUGACUUCUCCCGAGGAGACACAGCCUACACCAAGCUGGCCCUGGACCGGCACACGGACACCACCUACUUCCAGGAGCCCUGCGGCAUCCAGGUGUUCCACUGCCUGAAGCACGAGGGCACGGGCGGGCGGACGCUGCUGGUGGACGGGUUCCACGCGGCCCAGCAGCUGCUGCAGGAGGCCCCGGAGCACUUUGAGCUGCUGGCCAAGGUGCCCCUCAAACACGAGUACGUGGAGAACGUGGGCGGCUGCCACAACCACAUGAUCGGUGUGGGGCCGGUGCUCAACGUCUACCCCUGGAACAACGAGCUUUACCUCAUCAGGUACAACAACUACGACCGCGCCGUGAUCAACACGGUGCCGCACGACGUGGUGCGCCGCUGGUACCGCGCACACCGCGCCCUCACCGCCGAGCUGCGCCGGCCCGGCAACGAGCUCUGGGUCAAGCUGAAGCCAGGCAAGGUCCUGUUUGUGGAUAACUGGCGUGUCCUGCACGGCCGGGAGGCGUUCACGGGGUACCGGCAGCUCUGUGGCUGUUACCUGACAAGGGACGACGUGCUGAACACCGCCCGCCUGCUGGGGCUGCAGGCCUAGCCCAGCCCUCCAGAGCCCCCAGGGCCACCUCUGGGAGAGCCAGGAGCCCCCAAACCCACCUCUGGG